UCCAUGAGAGGCUGCUUCUAGCCAUGCUUACACUCCCAGCCCUGGGACGGGUUGGGAUGGGAUGAGACUUGAGGUGCAAUGGCCAAGCAGGACGUUCUGGUCUCUCUGGAGAUAGGGGCAUCUAGAUCCCCUCCAGGGCUUGAGUGUUGAGGAAGACCCCUGGUUUCCACUCAGCCAGAAGCUCCAUCUUCAUUGUAAGGGGAAAAGGUUAUCUGGAGGCCUGUGCCAGCAUCUCAUUCCACCAAAGGAGAGCAGCCCAUACUUUUUAGUGUCUACCCUCUACUGGGUGGUUUUAUGGGAUCCUUGAUCCAAUAACUAGGAUUAUCCCUACAUUGUGGACAAGGAAAGGCUCCCGGAAUUAGGGCUUGCCCCAGGGAACCCCAUUAGCCAGUUUGGGGACCAGGUUGGUGCCAGAAUUGCCCAGCUCUUUGCUGAGCCAGGCUGCCUGGUGACUCAGACCUACAGACUCCAUGAGUGGGCGAGAGCCAGGGCGUGGUGCAGGCGAGUAUAAGGCGGCCAGUCUGGGCACCAAAGAGCCCGUCCUCACCAGAGAACAUGCAGUUCCACGCUGGGUCCCUGCUGGCUGUCCUCUUGAGCCUGCAGCUGGCUUCAGCCCAAGCCAUGUGGUGCCACCAGUGCAAGGGCUUCGGGGGAUGCUCCCACAAGUCCAGAUGCCCGGAGGACUCCACCCACUGCGUUACUAUCGCCACCCGGGACCUCAUCAGCUUCAAUGACCUGCCUCUAGUCACCAAGAGGUGCCAAAGAGGCUGCCCCGACAUCCAAAGCCUGGGCCUGGGCCCACAUGUGUCCAUCGCCUGCUGCCAGGCCAGCCUCUGCAACCAGGAUUGACCACCCUCCUUCUCCUGCCCCAGGCACCAACCCCAGCCCAGCAGCUUCCAUGCCACCGUCAGCACCAUUCUUCCUCAGGAAGCCCUGCAUGACAACUUGCCUAAAUGCCCUGUGGUCCAUACCUGGGGCCUCCCUGUGUGCACCCCUUAAUAAAGUCCUGCCCCUUAAUAAAACAAGGCCAGGUCACUCGACGGA
Molecule: messenger RNA, 1044 nt
Organism: Nycticebus coucang (slow loris)
Lineage: Eukaryota; Metazoa; Chordata; Mammalia; Primates; Lorisidae
Gene: SLURP2
Product: secreted LY6/PLAUR domain containing 2
Exons: 3
Coding region: 556-849 (97 amino acids)
Molecular function (GO): acetylcholine receptor inhibitor activity
Source: RefSeq, a predicted model, not a curated record